GUAGGAGCCGUGGGAAAUAGGUAAAUGUAAACAUUGGCGACUGGUUAUUAUAAGCAUCAUAGAUCGUAUUGUGAAUAUUUCUCGUGACGUACGAAUAUGCAAUAAUGUUGAUUCAAAAUUUGCUGAAGGUUAACCAGAAUCAGAUAAGAUGUGGGCACCGAUUCACAAGUUGGCUGUUAAAGAUGAAUAAAAUCAGCACCAUAAACCCAUUCAUCUGCUUAUGUUUCAGUAAUUUUACUACCAAAUAUAAUUUAAGUGGAAAAGAUUAUCUCAUGCGUGCAAAUAAGGAGAGUUCAUAUCUUUAUAGAAGACACUUUCAAAUAUUAAUUAAAAGACCAAACCUCUCCUCAGUCAUAAAUGUGAGUUAUGCAUUGCAUGGAUUUCAUACAAGCAACUUUAAUCUCGAUAAAAUGAUAGAUAGAUCAAGAGUACCACUGCUGAAUGAAGAUGACCUGGAAGAGAGUUUUGUUAGAGGAAGUGGGCCAGGUGGCCAGAGCGUUAAUAAGACUUCAAGUGCCUGCAUGUUGAAGCACAUACCCACAGGUAUUGUUGUCAAGUGCCAUGAAGACAGAAGUUUAUUAAGAAAUCGAAAGAAAGCUCGUCAGUUGAUGAUAAAGAAAUUAGAUGUUCAUUUUAAUGGAGAAAUGAGUGUAGAAGCUCAACUCAAGAAAAUUCAAGAUGCAAAAAAUAUAAAAUUGCAGCAAAAAUCAGUGAAGAGAGAAAUGAUGAAAAAGUCUUGGAAAGAAAGAGAAGGUAUUGAGUGAAAUAAAAAAGGAGUCAAAUCAAUUCUCCCACUUAAUGCACUGUAUCUUCAGCUCACAAUGAUCAUGGUGGGAGCUGCCAAGAGGACUGUGGUCUUACUUGCAGUUUUACCAGAAUUGAUCACCAACCAAUCAAGUCCAUUUCUUAAUCCAUCUGUGAACUUCUUGAAUAAAACUCCUCCUGAAAUUAUUUAUUCUGAUAAAAUAAAUUUCCAGUACAAUUGAA
Molecule: messenger RNA, 987 nt
Organism: Homarus americanus (American lobster)
Lineage: Eukaryota; Metazoa; Arthropoda; Malacostraca; Decapoda; Nephropidae
Product: peptide chain release factor 1-like
Exons: 4
Coding region: 105-764 (219 amino acids)
Biological process (GO): translational termination
Cellular component (GO): mitochondrion
Molecular function (GO): translation release factor activity
Source: RefSeq, a predicted model, not a curated record